GCUCCUUCAGCUGUUACUAAAGUUUUGCCUAUGAAUCAUCCUUUAAAUUUUAGUAAUACAAGGAAAUUGCAUUCUUUUCAUACUACAAAAUCAAGGACGUGGUGUCGAACUGUUGACCCUACUGCCGCAGUUACGGAACCUAAUGCAACAAAAGAGGCCAGACCUUUGGAGAGUUCAUAUAUACGGAAAGGUAAUAGUCUAGUGAGGAAACAUGUCCCAUCAAAUGACGCUUCACUUGGAUUUCCUGGUUCGAGUUCCUCAGUUUAUCGGCUAAGUCCUUGCCCCAACACUAAAAAGAAUGACCUGGCAUCUCAGUACAAGAUUGGUGAUGCAGAUGCGUUAACUCUGAAGAGAGCAGGGCAGGUAAACACUUCUGAAACUACAAAAGCACUGACCCAAAAUUGUAAUAGAAACUUAUUAAGUUGCUCUCCUUGCAACUCGGAAGAGCCUAUUCCCGAGAGUAAUCCUCACAGCAAUGAUUGUCCUCCCAAAAGUUUAGAUGUCAUGGAGGAGAGGAUAUAGUCAUCUCCAGCCCCUGAAUGUCGAACUGAUUCAGUCAUCAACUCAGAUUGCCAAAGUACAGCUGCAGAGGGGAACUCUGGGAAGAAGGUUAUCUAUGUCAAGAGAAGAUCUUAUCAAUUGGUUGCGACUUCUAAUUCUGAUGAUAUAUCUAUAUUAGGGGCGGAUAAUAGCCAAUCACGAUUAUCUGAGGGUUACUACAAAAAUAGGGAAAACCAACUUUUCAGAGCAUCACCAGAAAAUGAUGUCAAAAGAGCGAAUGAAAACCCUACCGCGUCUAGACUGGUGUCUCGCUCAAUUAUUCCUAAAAUUUAUACCAGAAGGCAAUCUGGUUUUGCCAAGAACUGCAGAUCUUCAAAGUUGGUAUUUGUGUGGAAAUUACAUGAUAAACAGGCUUCAGAAAAGCAAAAUAAUUCUUUGGGAACUCGAAAAGUCUGGCCGCGAUUAUUUUCCCCUAAAGGAGCUGCUUAUUGGAGAAGUCUUAUAUUGGGUAUGAAACCGUCCCAUUCCAACAUCAGCCAAAAACUGCUGGUGUCAAGAAAGGGAGGUGCAAUUUACACUAGAUCAACACAUGGAUAUUCUCUUAGGAUGUCGAAAGUGUUAAGUGUUGGUGGCUCUAGUUUAAAGUGGUCGAAAUCAAUUGAAAUGAACUCGAGGAAAGCCGAGGAGGAAGCUACAAAAGCUGUUGUUGCUGCUGAGAAGAGGAAAAAGGAAGAAAAUGGUACUGUUCACAUUGCUUCAAAGAGUAGAAAUCAUGUUUCUCGUGAACGAAUAUUUCGUAUUGGUUCAGAUUGAUACAAAAUGGAUCCAACAAGGACUCUUCAAAGGAUCACAGAUAAUGAAUCAUCAUCAUCAGUAACUUCUCAGUCAAAAAAGAAUGUUAAGAGAUCUUAUAUCCCCAGGAGAUUAUUGAUCGGCAAUGAAGAAUAUGUUCGAAUUGGAAAUGGUAACCAGCUGGUUAGAGAUCCAAAGAAACGUGUCCGUGUCCUUGCAAGCGAGAAAGUUCGCUGGAGUUUAAGAACUGCCCGAUUGCGAUUGGCUAGAAAGAGUAAAUAUUGCCAGUUCUUCACUAGAUUUGGAAAAUGCAACAAGGAUGAUGGGAAGUGUCCGUACAUCCAUGAUCCCUCUAAAAUAGUAGUUUGCACGAAAUUCCUGACUGGUUCAUGCACCAAUAGCACCUGCAAAUUGACGCACAAGGUUAUCCCUGAGAGGAUGCAAGAUUGUUCAUAUUUUCUGAAAGGUUCGUGCUCCAAUGACGAUUGUCCUUAUAGACAUGUACAUGUCAAUCCUGAUUCAAGUGUUUGUGAAAAUUUUCUCACAGGCUACUGUGCUGAUGGCAAUGAGUGCCAGAAGAAACACACCUACGUCUUCCCUGCUUUUGAAGCAACUGGAGUGUGUCCUCAAGCAUCGACGUGCAGGCUACACCAUCCAAAAAAGAAGACAGAAAUGAAACCAACUAUCGAGCAAAAGGUUGUAAGAGGCCGCUACUUUGAUGGGGGACUAGUAGGAGUUGAUGACUGGAGCUCAGCAUCAGCAGCAGUAGCAGCACCAGUAGAGAAGCUCUCCGCAAAAGGUAAGGAUGACAUAGUUGUGCAUGAAGGACAAUUCCCAGAUUAUAUUAGCUUAGAAGUCAGCGAUAGUGAACUAACUAUGUGAUGAUCAUGGUGUCGAAUCGAUAUAGCGUGUCGUACUUAUAUAUAUUCAUCUCCAGCCAUUGGCAGCCGGGAGACGAACAACAUAGUUGUAGAGGUGCAGGCUAUGUUCAUGAUAUGUAAUCUAUACUUGUAGAUUUUUUUACCGUUUGUAGUCACAGUUUAAUGGUUUAGGUAUAGGAUUUUGUAAGAACAA
This is a messenger RNA of Salvia hispanica, 2367 nucleotides long. NCBI's taxonomy places the organism in Eukaryota, Viridiplantae, Streptophyta, Magnoliopsida, Lamiales, Lamiaceae. The record is from RefSeq and is a predicted model, not a curated record.